Messenger RNA from Arabidopsis lyrata subsp. lyrata, 1695 nucleotides. RefSeq names its product increased DNA methylation 3. Bases 97 to 1494 code for a protein of 465 amino acids. Gene Ontology annotation, cellular component: nucleus. The record is from RefSeq and is a predicted model, not a curated record. The transcript is spliced from 3 exons. Lineage: Eukaryota; Viridiplantae; Streptophyta; Magnoliopsida; Brassicales; Brassicaceae.
UUUCUCGCUUCCUUCCCUCUUCUUGCACACAAAUCUCUCUUCUCCUCCUUAUGCUUAAAACAUCUCCACAAGGUCCUUUUGUUUGGAAUUGAAACCAUGAGUCUGUGUAGCGAUGGUUUAUCGAGCGAUCAGUAUUUCUUGGUGAAUUUCAUCAUGAGCAAUUACUUGGGUCCUGAUGUGUAUUCGGAUAACCCAAGAUGUUCAGCUUCUCAAAGAUUAGCCAAAGGUUCACCACCUUACACUUUGAUGCACAUUGGAUCUUCCUCUUUAACUGUUGCGCAGCUGCAGAACUUGUACUAUAAUGUACUGAAAUAUGCAAAGUCCAGCCUUGUUCUCCAUCCAGACAUGAUUUAUAUGUAUCUCAAGGGAUACCUACCUUUGGAACCAAGUGGAAAAUUUCCUCAGUUCACGCAUUUUUUCCCGACGAACCUUCACCCGCAGAAAAGGUAUUCCCCGAGCCAUGAGAUUGUGAAAGGAAUUGUUGUUAUUGAUGAUCCUGCAGUUGCAUUCAUAAACAAGGAGGAACUCCAAAGAUUCAGAUACUUGUCGCGUUUGGACGACCUGAAAAUCGAUAGAGUCGUGUCUUUAUCUCCUCGGGGUGUGAAGCUGGAUGAAAGCCGGGAAACAGAGCUGGACUAUUCAAGAAAUGGGGAAGCGACAACAGCUAAUGGACUUGUACGUAACGAAGACUACAAUUCAUCUGGAGAGCUUCAAGAAACGUGCAAGAAAAAGAAAGGGGAAGAAGCGGUUGCUAGUUGCGUAAUCAGUGAACCAGAAAGACUUUUGGGAGACUUACCAGAAAGCCAGGAAAUGAAGCAGGACUGUUCAAGAAACGGAGAAUUGGCAUUCAAUGGAAUUGUCUCUGACCAAGAAUACUAUUCAUUUGUAGAGCCUCGAGAAACAUGCAAGCGAAAGAACGAGGAAGAAGAAGCAGUUACUGGUCAUGCUGUUUGUGGAAUAAGUAAAACCCCUGAAAGAUUUCGUGAGACAUACAAGAGAAAACGGUUUAAGAACUCAUCAAAAAAGGCAACAAACAAGAAUGGCGAAACUUCUUUGGAACGAGAAAAAACAGAUAAGCCUAUACCUGUUCCUCCUGAGAUGAAGGAAAGCGAUGCAGAACCAUCAGUUGUAACUACCGGAACAGCCAGUAAAGAAACUCUAGGAACAUCUGUUGGUGUCGUCGACAUUGGUGUCAACAAAGUUGCUUACUUUUUUCAGGUUGCUUUGCCCGGUGUCCGCAAAGAUUACGGUGAAUUCAGCUGCGAGAUUGAAUCAGAUGGUAAGGUGAUACUUGAGGGAUCGACUACCACAGGCGAAAAAACGAUCAAGAGGCAUUCUCGGGUUUUUGAAAUGAAUAUCCGGAAGCUGUGUCCUCCUGGACCAUUCAAGCUGUGCUUUAACCUCCCAGGACCAGUUGAUCCGCGUCUAUUAUCUCCUAACUUCCGAUCAGAUGGUAUCUUUGAGGCUGUCAUCAUCAGACACAAAAACUCUUAAUUAAACCGGAGCAAGUUGAGAAUUUUAGGAUCUCUCUAAAUCUUUAUGUUAAUGGACAUAUAUAGAAGGAAGGCGAAUCAAACAGCAUGCAAGGACAAAUCUUUCACUUUUUGGACGUGACUCUAUAGAUUUUGCAUGAUUUUGCUAACUAUAUAUCCGUUUUCGUAAUGAUUUUCAUCAAACUGAGAAUCCGUUAAGACU